GUGGAGCCCCGCCCCCUUUGCGUCAUCACGCCGCGCCAGAAAGUAUCACUCUUGGCGCCAAAGACUGUAAGCUGUAUCCCUACGCACUUUUGCUGCAAAUAACAACAAAAAAGUUAAUGACAGCUGUUGAAAAUGGAUAUACGUAGAUUCUUCGCCCCGAAGCCUGGCCAUGGCGGAGGCAGCAGCAGCACUGAUGAUGAGCCGAAGAAUAAAAAGAAACCCGCUUCCAAGGCUACAAGCUCCAGAUUGGAGGAAAAACGAGCAGGUAAACGGAAGAAGAGGGUCAUCGCUGAUUCAGAUGAGGAGGAAGAGGAGAAGAUUGGAAAGAAAAGCCCUAAAGAGAAGCCUUCAUCGUCUGAGAAGAAAGAUCCUGUGACGUACGUGUCGGAUUCAGACUCGGACGAAGCCUUUCUGUCUCUGAAAAAGCCCUCCAAGCUCAAACAGAACGGCUGCAGCAAAGACAAGAAGGACUUGGGCUCGAAGGAGAUGAAAGCGAAGCAGGUAAAAACGCCACCUGUUCAAUCCCCAAGCCCAAAGGCAGAGAAGGUAGCGGCGAAGAAGAACGCGCUCAGUCCGAAGUCUCCACCGAAGCCGACCGCACCCAAACACACCCCCACAUCCGUGUUUGAUUACUUCGGCAACACAGCGGCCAAGAGAUCAGAUAAGAAGCUAGUGGCCAGCACGAGCACCAAGAGGAAAGCACCCACACAAGAUCCUGAGGAAACGCACGACGAUGCCGCCAUCGCUAAACAGCUACAGAUGGACGAGGACAUGGAGCUGGAGAAGCAGAUUCAUGAAGAUGAGGAGUUUGCUCGAACCCUGGCCAUGUUAGAUGAAGCUCCUCAGCCUAAAAAGGCUCGUGUGGACUCGCCUUCAAAGACCAGCUCUCGAGCGAACGGUGCAGAAACCAAACCUUCCCCGAAGAAGCCUUCACCUAAGAAGCCUUCACCUAAGAAGAGUCCAGUCAAGGCCAGUUCCAAACUGGCACUGAUGAAGAGGAAAGCCGACGAAGAGGAGGAAUGGCGGAAGAGCGAGAAGAAGGAGGAGAAGAAAAGCAAACUGGUCAUCUCCCCGAAGAAAGAGCCAAUCACACAAGCUUCAUCUGAGACAGCGGCCACGCCCAAAUCGGGCGUUUCUGCAGGAAGCACUAAACGCAUAUCCACACCCAGGAGUGGAGGAGGAAGUACCAAGACGUCUCCUACAAAACCAGAGACCAGUCCAGACGACGCGGAGAAGAAGCGCGUGAAUUCUGCAGCGUAUCGAAACUUCCUGAACCGAGAAGGACCUCGCGCUCUGGGCUCGAAACAGAUCCCACAGGGAGAAGAGAACUGCCUUGAAGGCUGUGUGUUUGUGUUAACGGGCGUUUUGGAGUCUAUGGAGAGGGACGAUGCGAAGUCGCUAAUAGAACGCUACGGCGGGAAAGUGACAGGAAACGUGAGCCGAAAAACCACAUACCUGGUGCUGGGACGAGACAGCGGAGUCUCCAAGACCGAGAAGGCACAGAGUUUUGGCACCAAGAUCAUAAACGAGGACGAGUUACUGGAUUUGAUCCGAACCAAACCAGGCAAAAAGUCCAAAUACGAGAUUGCUGCAGAAGCUGAGAAUAAAGCCACCAAAUCGAGGACCCCAGACUCUAAAGGCCAACGCACCCCUACAGGGCGCAAAGUCACACCCCAAAAACGCUCCGCAAGCAAGAGCAGUCCCUCGCCGGCGAAACGUCAACCUUCUUCCUCUUCAACCCCCGGAAAAUCCAGAGCUACCCGCCAAGGCCCUUCUUCCGAGGUCAGGAAGACGCUGGAAUUCGAUGCGGGAAAAAGCACGGAGGACGGCAGCAGCUUGCUGUGGGUGGAUAAGUACCGUCCUCGCGCUCUGAAGAAUCUGAUAGGGCAGCAGGGGGAGCAGAGCUGUGCCAAUAAACUCCUGAGAUGGUUAAAGGACUGGCAUAAAAAUCACAGCGGCAAUGCAAAACCUGCAGCUGCUCGGUUCGGGAAGUUCGGAGGUAAGAAUGAUGGUACUGGGUUUAAAGCUGCUUUGCUCUCUGGACCUCCUGGUGUAGGGAAGACCACCACCGCUGCUCUUGUGUGUGAGGAGUUGGGUUACAGUUACGUGGAGAUGAACGCCAGCUGCACCCGCAGCAAGAACAGUCUGAAAGAAGUCAUCGCUGAGUCUCUCAAUAACACGAGCAUUAAGAAUUUCUACACAGGUGCAUCUCAGACGGUCAGCAAUAAACACGUUCUCAUUAUGGACGAGGUGGAUGGCAUGGCAGGAAAUGAGGACAGAGGAGGAAUACAGGAGAUGAUCGGUCUGAUCAAAAGCUCCAAGAUCCCCAUCAUUUGCAUGUGUAACGACCGCAACCACACGAAGAUCCGCUCACUCGCCAACUACUGCUUCGACCUGCGGUUCCAGCGGCCUCGUGUGGAGCAGAUCAAGGGGGCCAUGAUGUCCAUUGCUUUUAAAGAAGGUUUAAAGAUCCCGCCUCCGGCCCUCAACGAAGUCAUUCUGGCGUCCAAUCAGGACGUUCGACAGGUGCUGCAUAAUUUGAGUAUGUGGUCAGCCACAGACAAGGUCAUGACCUAUGACCAGGCGAAAGCCGAUGCUAACAAGGCCAAGAAGGACAUGAAAAUGGGACCAUUUGACGUGUGCAGGAAAGUGUUUGUUACAGGCGAAGAGACCGCCCACAUGUCGCUGAUGGACAAGUCAGACCUUUUCUUUCACGAUUACUCCCUGGCACCGCUGUUCGUCCAAGAGAACUACAUACACGUCCGUCCAGCGGCCGCAGGGGGUAACCUAAAGAACCAUUUAGUGCUGCUGAGCAAAACGGCUGACAGCAUCUGCGACGGAGAUUUAGUGGACCGGCAGAUCCGCUCUCGUCAGGUCUGGUCUCUGCUGCCCACACAGGCAGUGUAUGCCAGCGUGCUGCCGGGGGAGUUGAUGCGAGGUUAUAUGAGUCAGUUCCCUACCUUUCCCAGCUGGCUCGGGAAAUUCUCUUCCACCAGCAAACACAGUCGCAUUGUACAGGAGCUGUCCUCACACAUGAGUCUGAAGACACUGAGCAGUAAAGAGGCAGUAAAUCUAGACUACCUGCCCUACCUGCGUUCUGCCCUGCUGGAGCCCCUGCGGCGUCAUGGUACGGACGGAGCCGCUCAGAGCGUGAAGCUCAUGGAUGACUACGACAUCAUCAAAGAGGAUUUCGACAGCAUCAUGGAGAUCAGUACGUGGGGUGAACAACCUGAUCCUUACUCCAAGCUUGACUCCAAGGUGAAAGCUGCAUUCACACGGGCUUAUAACAAGGAGUCGCACUUGACGCCGUACUCGCUGCAGGUAGUAAAGAAAGGCCGCAGAGGAGCAGUGGACGCUGAUCAGGCUUUAGACCCUGACAAUGACCUCCAGGGACAGGAAGAGGAGGAGGAGGAAACUGUUAAUAUGGAUGCCAUGAUCAAGCAAAAGAAAGCGAAAGCGACAAAAGAGGUCAAGCAGGAGAAAGCGGAGGAUUCUGGAAAGGGUAAAGGAAAAGGCAAAGGAAAAGGCAGGAAGUGAGGAAAUGAGUCCUGGAUUGAGAAGAGAUGCAGAAAGGCAUAUUGUAAACGAGCGCUCGUUCCUCCUCUCUGUUUAUGAACUCUGAUGGCAGGCGGGCAAAGAUCAGACCUUCAUCAGGCUAUCAAAAGGUCAGUAUUAACAAGGAGUGAGGGUGGAAAGAGGAGGCGUUUUCAGCAAUUAAAAAACGAGUGGGCGGCCAUUCCAACGUCUUUCAGUCGACUAAGGACGAAAGAAACGGGGAGCGUGCACACACACACAUUUGAAUACACAGAGUAAAACUUGAAACCAUGUUUGACAUCAAACAUCUCUCAUCUCAGCCCUUGCUCUCAUUACACCCCCUAUUUCUUAUCCACUUGCAGCUCUUAUAAGGUUACAUAAGCACUUUGCAUAAAUCACAUACCGCUCUUGAAGAAGGCUUCCUGAAGACGAUGCUCGUCCGAAUGCGUCGGAUCCCUGAGCUGUAAAUAUAUUUGCGCAGUUGAACUCGUAUAUAAUUUGAUAUCUAGUCAAUUUGAAGAUUGUGAAAAAGAGCUUUGUUUGUAUGGAAAUUUUUCUGACACACUGACAGUGCGAUGUACUGGACUGUAGCAUAUACUGUAUAUGACUGGAUUUUUCAACGAACAAUUAAAGAGUGAGUAAUGUGAUGGCGAGUCGGUGUGGUCAGUGAUUCACUGAACUAACUUCAUCUUUUACCUUUUUAAACAAAACAUCUUUGCAUAUUCAGGUUAACUACAAUCUAAAAUCAUUGGUGAUUUAAUCAUACAUACCAUGUAAUGUAAUCAUACCAUGUUCAGUUUGUAGGGAUGUAGUUAGUUACUGUUAACCAGUGGUGUCCAGUCUUAUCUGGGAAGUGUACAGUAGUGUGAGUUCAGGUUUUCAGUCCAAGCCAAGCUGAAGCCACACCCGAGUCUACUGUUAGCAAGACAUACCGAUUAAACAAGUGGAACCAGGCUACUGCUUGACUGGAUAGAAACCCACACUGGACCACUGGGAAUAAUGGUGUGUUCAAAUCAUCUCGGAAAGAUCGUAAUUACGAGUUGAUCUCGGGAAUGCCACCACAAGCUCGUAAAUACGAGUGGGAAUUUCUUCGAGCUCCGAGUUUCUAAAUUGGGGGAAAACGUGGUGGAUUCAACAGAUACAACAUCUGUAAUUGAGGAUAAAUUAGUUGAAAUUGGAUGUUUACUCGUCUCAGACGCUGAUUUCAGUUCUCUUCAGUUAUUAUGCAUCAAGUUACAAGCAAAUCGGUUCACAUUUAAGCGCCUGUAGGAGAGAAAUGGUUUGAUUGCAGUAUAAUAUGUUAUUAUAACAAUGUUUCUAAUGAAAACAGCAAAACACACCAGAUGCACAUGCAUCCUAUUAUAUGGCCUAGUUAAAAAAUCUUACUGUAUUUAGAGAAGUUUCACCUCUAGCUCUUUAUUAAAGUGACUUGAACACAACUGACGACACAAUUACAACUAGCCGACUCAUGAAAGAUGAACUUUCCGAGACGACUUGAACACCCAGUAGUACUGGAAACCCCUGCUGUAUUACAAACUACUACAAACAGCUUAUAAACUACAAAACCUAGUUUAUAGGUCCCUCAUCAGGGCACAUCCACACGGGGUGUAGAGAUCACUCAUUACUGCUUAGCAGAGAGGUCGUCGAUGUGGAUCCUGUUUUACUCGAGAUAAAUGUACAACUGUUUGUAUGUUUUUCGAUUAUAGAAUUGUUUCAACGUUCUGUAAUAACAAAAUGCCUUAAUAAAUACUUUUAUAAUUAA
Molecule: messenger RNA, 5296 nt
Organism: Hemibagrus wyckioides
Lineage: Eukaryota; Metazoa; Chordata; Actinopteri; Siluriformes; Bagridae
Gene: rfc1
Product: replication factor C (activator 1) 1
Exons: 24
Coding region: 133-3537 (1134 amino acids)
Biological process (GO): DNA replication; DNA repair
Cellular component (GO): nucleus; DNA replication factor C complex
Molecular function (GO): ATP hydrolysis activity; DNA clamp loader activity; DNA clamp unloader activity
Source: RefSeq, a predicted model, not a curated record